AUGGAUGAAGACUUGGAAAGUGCUCUUUUAGCCGAUUUCGGCAGUGACGAAGAUGAGAGUCAAGAAGAGAUGGAAGUAACAGAGGAAGUUACGGUUGAGGAUAAAGAGAUGGACCAAGAAGUUCCAAAGACAAAUGGUCACCAAUCUAAUCAAGAAUUUAAGCAUGAAUCAAUUGAUGAUGCUACUAAAUUAGAUAUACUUCUCAAGGGAGUAAAUGAAAAGAAAACCAUUGAAAAAAUCUUGGGAAAAUUCGAUAUUACCACGAUAUAUGAUGUCACAAAGGAUUCAAAAAUUGCUCCUCUUAUUCCAUACUUGCAAGGACAAAUAGCCAAAUAUUCGAGUGAAGAGGAGAGUGAUUACCAUAACUUAUUAGCUUCUAUAAGUCAAGAUGGUCAAUCCAGUGAAGAAUACUCGUUCAUCUUGAAGGUGAAUGACAUCACACAAGUGAUUAACGAUGAAAUAGCAGCCAUUGACUCGUUUAUCAAGAUGCAUUAUAAAGUUGUGUUUUCAGAAUUAGAAUCAUUGGUGGCAAAUGCAGUAGAUUAUGCCAGUAUAGUUCUUGUCUUGAAACAGAAUUUAAAUGAUGUUGGACGAUACCAAGACGAUUUGAAACGCAUAGUUUCCAAUGAAAAGGUAUUGGUGAUCACCAUGUCAGCAUUGCAGCAACAAAAAUCUCAACAUUUUGAAUUGGAUGAAUAUGAUUUUAACAUGAUUUGUAAAGCAUGUGGAUUAAUUUUACAAUUGAAUUCAAUUCAACGUGAAUUAUCUCAAUUCACAUCAUCUAAACUCUCAAAAUUUGCACCCAAUGUUUGUGCCAUUGUUGGUCCAAUCACAUCAGCACAACUCUUGACGGCUGCAGGUUCAUUGAGACAACUCUCAAUAACUCCCUCAUGUAACUUACCAUCGUUAGGAAUUCGAGACUUGUCAUCUGAAAGAGACAAUUUGGUUGCAAAAUCUCGGAAUGUAAGACAAACAGGAUAUUUGUUCCAUAGUGAUUUAGUGAAACAUCUCCCGGAAGAUGUAAUGAAACCAGCAAUGAGAAUGAUUAGUGGGAAAGUUGUAUUAGCUGCUAGAAUAGAUCUUGCACAAUCGUGCGCUUCUGGAAGUAUUGGAUCAAAAUAUUUGGAAGAAAUCAACAAAAAGAUCGAUAAAUUACUCACACCUCCAGAGAAUCAAGCUGAUAAGGCAUUACCUAUCCCAAUUGAGCAGAAAUCUAAAAAGAGAGCGGGUAGAAGGUUCAGAAAGAUGAAACAACGGUUUGAGAUGUCUGACCUUCGGAAGGCACAGAAUAAAAUGGCAUUUGGACAACAAGAAGAUUCUAUUAUGGAUAGUUUUGGAGAAGAAAUUGGACUUGGAAUGAGUAGAGGAGGUCAAGGAACUCUAAAUGUAAAGAUGAAUACCAAUACAAAUGCGAAAAUGUCAAAGGGAAUGGCUGCAAGACUCAAGACAAAUAAUACAAGGGAAGAUAUAGAAAGUCUUGUUUUUGCAAGACCUUCACAGUCACCAAUAGAGACUACCACAAUUACUAGGCCAAUAAAUACAAAGGAAACACAUAAUGAGUCAAAGUGGUUUACCGGAAUGAAAAGGAAAAGGGAAGAAAAUGAAUGA
Messenger RNA from [Candida] anglica, 1608 nucleotides. The record is from the annotation of a GenBank genome assembly. NCBI's taxonomy places the organism in Eukaryota, Fungi, Ascomycota, Pichiomycetes, Serinales, Debaryomycetaceae.